AGUCGAUUUCUUCAAAGUUUAUACAAUGUUCGGCUUGAUAUUAUUCAUUUCUUUUUUGUCUUAUUCUACUGAAUCCCAACAAAAUUUUGUCCAACAAUCCAGUUGGAUGUUUAAUCAACGUCAAAUUGAAAAAAACCAGCAACCUUGUCAUUUUAAGAUGAUUGAAAAGUGUUUCAAGAGAUUUGAAAAAUACUCUAAUCGUAGGUAUUCAGUUGGAGUUUUAAGUGAAAAGGAAGGAUUGGAUGACCUUUGCAACACUACACAAUCAACAUUCAACUGCUUGACGGAUAGUGUAAACCAAUGCGGAACUCCAUUUCACAGAGAAUUAGCAAAGAAUAUAAUCAAAGAGCUAUCAAAAACUUUCAAAAAAUUUUGUGAACCAGGAAAAUUACGUGAUGAGUUCUCCAAACAUGCUCCUUGUAUUAUCGAUGAAGUAUUGAACACUGUUAAUUACAAACAAGAUUGCUAUUUCCCGUUUUUGACUUCCAUUGGCCGGACUUUCACAGUAAAAACAAUUGAUCACCAUUUGGAAGUUGCCUGUUGUGCAUAUAAUAAAUGGCAAAGCUGCUUAUUCAAUAAAGUAACUCAAAAAUGCGAGGAAAGUGGUAAAAACGCAAUGAUUUAUUUCACCGAAAAAAUAUUUGGUGAGGCCCCGAAUCGAGUUUGUCCAGCCAAUGAAUUUGACCACGAAGGAUCUAAAUGUUCAAACUCUUUGGAAGUAUCGGGAAUGAUUGGAUUGGAAACACUUUUACCAGUAGCCAAAUACUUGUCCACGCAGUUGGUCUCAUUGUUGAAUUGAAAUUUUUCAAGGCUUAAGCUA
Molecule: messenger RNA, 820 nt
Organism: Tetranychus urticae (two-spotted spider mite)
Lineage: Eukaryota; Metazoa; Arthropoda; Arachnida; Trombidiformes; Tetranychidae
Source: RefSeq, a predicted model, not a curated record